AAAUAAUUACAUUUGUAGAAUAAUUAAAAUAAUUUUUUAAAGUAAUUUCCAAGAGAGGUUAGUGAGCUGAUAUUGGAAAAAUAACAAUUAAAUUUUAUAGAAAUAAAAUAAUAUAUAUAAAAAAAAAAAAUGAUAACAUUAAAAGGAAAAUUAAAAAAAGAUGGAGAAGUGUCAAAGUCGAUAGAUUUUAAUAAACGCAUUUCUGUCCGGGAUAAAUUGUUAGUAAAAGAGGUCCAAGAAAUGGAGCAAACUUUACCGAAUACUUGUCAAGUGACAUUUAAUGAUCCUAAUCGCCUCCAUGAAUUUAUUAUAACGAUCGUACCUGAUGAAGGAUACUGGAUGGGUGGUAAAUUUUAUUUCCAAGUUCAUAUACCCGAAGAAUAUAACAUGACGCCGCCAUUAGUUAAAUGUUUAACAAAACUCUGGCAUCCAAAUAUAAAUCUUGAUGGAGAAGUUUGUUUGUCAAUUUUAAGACAAAGUAGCAUUGAUGGUAUGGGUUGGGCGCCAACCAGAAAACUCAAAGAUGUUGUGUGGGGCUUGAAUUCGUUAUUUACUGACCUCCUGAACUUUGAUGAUCCACUAAAUAAAGAUGCUGCAGAUUUAUUUUUAAAUGAUAAAGAAUCGUUUCGCAACAAAGCUCAUGAGUACGUCAUUCAGUAUGCCAAGAGAUGAUUCGAAUAACUUUUCUAUCUAAGUAUGAUAAGUAAUACUGUAUGUAAUAUUAAAUAAUCUUUUACUCUUGUACAUUUUUUAAUCGCGAAUAGAAUAUCGUCUUCGUAAUAUUUAAACUAAAUUAAUUUUAUUUUUCC
Messenger RNA from Cotesia glomerata, 809 nucleotides. Its product is annotated as NEDD8-conjugating enzyme UBE2F-like. Lineage: Eukaryota; Metazoa; Arthropoda; Insecta; Hymenoptera; Braconidae. Bases 130 to 672 code for a protein of 180 amino acids. The transcript has 5 exons. The record is from RefSeq and is a predicted model, not a curated record.